Molecule: messenger RNA, 1581 nt
Organism: Cynoglossus semilaevis (tongue sole)
Lineage: Eukaryota; Metazoa; Chordata; Actinopteri; Pleuronectiformes; Cynoglossidae
Gene: ppm1ka
Product: protein phosphatase, Mg2+/Mn2+ dependent 1Ka
Exons: 9
Coding region: 358-1500 (380 amino acids)
Biological process (GO): protein dephosphorylation
Molecular function (GO): protein serine/threonine phosphatase activity; cation binding
Source: RefSeq, a predicted model, not a curated record
GUCCACUUACUGAACCACUAACCCACCACUGUCCCAGUAUAGGUCAAGCUUAAAUCAUAGUUAGCUUGUUGCCAACAUUUUGGCUAUCUUUUAGCUUUGUGCUGCUACCUUUAAGCUAUUUAUAGAGUUAGUUUGGAGAGAGGAGUAGAAAUAAAAAGAGCGGAGCAUGUUUCCAAAAACAGUCACAACCCCACCUGCCCCUUGGCCCACUCUACUGAUGUUAUGUUACAAAAGCACCCGUGGUUGGGGGGACUGUUGGGGCGACUGUUGGGGCGACUGUUGGGGCGACACGACUGCUGCAGCUCUGGACACCUGCUGCAAAAAUAACCUCAAAUACACCAUUAGAGACCGUCAGCAAUGUUGUCAUCAACUACGCUGCUGAAUGUGUUGCGUCGCAGUUGCUCUGCCGUCACCUCUCACACAGUCCUUAAUGCGGGGUGGUUACCAGAACCUGCCGCAGCAUCGGGGCAGGUGAGGGCGGCGAGGUUGGGGGGUGUGAGGCAGGCAAGCGGGUCAGUCAGUCUGGACUUCAUCAUCAGAGAUCGCUUGGUAUCCUGGGAAUCUUUGGGUAUCUGGGACAACAGGAUAGAAGACCCAAUUGUGCUGCCCUCUAGUGUCAUAAAUGGAACUCCAAUCCCACAGUCACAGGUGAAUCUGUCCCUGGUGGGCUGCUCCUCAGUUCUGGGUCUCAGGAAACAGAACGAGGACCGUCUUCGUGUCGCCCGGCUCCAGGACAACCUGUUGUACUUUGCUGUCUUUGACGGUCACGGCGGUCCACAUGCUGCAGACUUCUGCUACACCUUCAUGGAGAAGUUCAUCAGAGAUGCUUUGGAGAAAGAAGACAAUCUGGAGAAGGUGUUGAAGAAAGCCUUUGUGGAUGUCGACAAAGGCCUUCACACUCACCUGAGUUACUUCAACACAGCUUCCGUCCUCUCUGCUGGAACCACAGCCACAGUCGCUGUGCUGCGUGAUGGGGUGGAGUUAGUGGUUGGGAGUGUGGGGGACAGCCGGGCCGUGCUGUGCAGGAAGGGAGGAGCCAAGAAACUCACUACUGACCAUACACCGGAGCAGAAAGACGAGAGACACCGGAUCUACAGCGCUGGAGGUUUUGUAACGUGGAACAGCGUUGGUCAGGCCAACGUCAACGGGCGCCUGGCCAUGACUCGCAGCAUCGGGGACUUUCACCUGAAAAACAGCGGUGUCAUUGCAGAGCCUGACACACAGCGAGUCCUCAUCCAGCAGACCAAUGACUCCUUCUUGGCUCUGACCACUGAUGGCAUUAACUUCAUGUUGAGUGACCAGGAGGUGUGUGAUGUCAUCAACCAGUGCCAUGAUGCCAGUGAGGCAGCAGAUGUCAUCACUCAGCAGGCCCUACAGUACGGCUCAGAAGACAACGCCAGCAUCAUCGUGGUUCCUCUGGGAGCGUGGGGGAAACAGACAAGUUCUGUCGACGUCUAUAGUGUAAGCAGGAAUUUAGUCUCCAGCGGGAGGUGGGCGUAGACAACAUCAACUAAGCUCCACCCCAAUUCCACCUCUCUGUUAGCUUAAAAUCAGUGUAAAUAAAGUUUUUGUUUAUAGUAA